Messenger RNA from Pseudogymnoascus verrucosus, 818 nucleotides. It is a transcript of the gene DAM1, whose product is annotated as DASH complex subunit. Gene Ontology annotation, biological process: mitotic sister chromatid biorientation. NCBI's taxonomy places the organism in Eukaryota, Fungi, Ascomycota, Leotiomycetes, Thelebolales, Thelebolaceae. The record is from RefSeq and is a predicted model, not a curated record. The coding region runs from base 1 to 594 and encodes 197 amino acids. Gene Ontology annotation, cellular component: mitotic spindle pole body; mitotic spindle polar microtubule; DASH complex. The transcript has 5 exons.
AUGUCGGCGUCAAAAAGCCCACUCGAUAGCAGCAUCAAGCGGUCUAGCUCAGGAACACGUCGUCCCACCUCGCGCCCAACGACCCCUCUUCGCCCCUCCUCGAAAUCCUCUUUCCGCGAAUCUGGCAGGUCGAGUGUCGGCGGCAAUUCCGAUGCGCCACUAGAGGUAUUCGAGCCCGCAUUUGCGGAGUUGUCGGAUUCAAUGGCGGAUUUAGAAGCGAAUUUUAUGCAUUUACAGUUGAUGCACGAGAGUCUGUCACGAUUCAGCGAAAGCUUCGCGAGUUUCCUUUACGGGUUGAACAUGAAUGCGUUCUGUGUGGAUUUCCCAGAGGCCCCCGUGGCGGAUUCAUUUCGUCGAGCUCGCCAACAAUCGGAACAACUCAACCGAUCAACCAACUCCGAGAGAUUUCAAGGCGAUUUUGAUGGAGAAACAACCUUCAUGACAACUGACACAUCAUUUGUCGACAACCCUCCAACAUCAUCGAAAGCAACUCCCAAAUACACCCCUCCUGUUCCAGCCUCAAGAAUAGCUGGCGCGCCUGGUCGUGGUGGAGCAUCAUCAACCGGUAGGGGUGGCAUUCCCAGAGUACCAUGAAGUAGGACUAUCGAGACACCAGAAAUACCCCAGAGACAAUAUUUCCGAUAAAAAGGCAUACUUUUAUGCAGAGCAGCGCCAUAUGUGGUGCAGCUGUGGUCCGCUCGACUUUUCAACGGGAAAUGCUGGCGUCGAGUUUGUUAUCGCAAUGAGAAGGCGGCUUCCGGGUACGAAACAUGGCGGGGUCGGUUCUUCAUGUUGCCAUCUCAACCUCGAUAGUCUGU